Messenger RNA from Dioszegia hungarica, 438 nucleotides. Its product is annotated as 40s ribosomal protein s23. NCBI's taxonomy places the organism in Eukaryota, Fungi, Basidiomycota, Tremellomycetes, Tremellales, Bulleribasidiaceae. Gene Ontology annotation, biological process: translation. Gene Ontology annotation, cellular component: ribosome; cytosolic small ribosomal subunit. Gene Ontology annotation, molecular function: structural constituent of ribosome. The transcript is spliced from 4 exons. The record is from RefSeq and is a predicted model, not a curated record. Bases 1 to 438 code for a protein of 145 amino acids.
AUGGGUUCCUGCAAGCCCAGAGGUCUCCAGGCCGCGCGUAAGCUCCGAACCGACCGUCGAGCAAACCGAUGGGCCGACAAGAACUACAAGAAGAGGGCGCUCGGCAAGUUCUACAAGACUUCGCCUACUGGUGGAUCUUCGCACGCCAAGGGGAUUGUGCUGGAGAAGGUCGGUGUUGAGGCCAAGCAGCCCAACUCUGCCAUCCGGAAGUGUGUCCGUGUCCAGUUGAUCAAGAACGGCAAGAAGGUCACUGCCUUCGUCCCCAAUGACGGUUGUCUCAACUUCACCGACGAGAACGACGAGGUCCUGAUUUCCGGUUUCGGUCGUCGAGGAAAGGCAAAGGGAGAUAUCCCAGGUGUGCGGUUCAAGGUGGUCAAGGUUUCGGGUGUCGGUCUUUUGGCUCUCUGGAAGGAGAAGAAGGAGAAGCCUCGGUCGUAG